Molecule: messenger RNA, 2463 nt
Organism: Ambispora leptoticha
Lineage: Eukaryota; Fungi; Glomeromycota; Glomeromycetes; Archaeosporales; Ambisporaceae
Source: the annotation of a GenBank genome assembly
GAACAAGAAAGCAAACGGAAUGAACAAAGUCUUCCAUCCACCACCAUUGAGCAUUUUCAGGAUGCCGAUAUCAAAGAUUAUAUUUCAAGUGUUCUUGAUGAAAUCGAAUCGGAAUUUCAAUCCUCAUCCAGUAAUAAUACUAGACAAUUAGUGACUUCUGUUCGAGAAGCAACUGAGAAUUUUUUAUUGGAUGCUGGAAUUGAGAAUAGUGCUAUCGAUACAUUUUAUGAUUCUUGUGAAACUUGCUUUAAUGAAAAACUAAAGCACCAAAAUGUCGAAAAGAUUAUUAAUGAUGUUUCAAAGUUGAAUGUGGAGAUUAGUAAAAAUAAUGAGAUCGAAACGAAAAAUUUCGAGGCGAAUAUUUCUUCGAUAUCCAACAAGAUCAGCAGCAAUAAUAAAAAAGAAAACACAAAGAAACCAUCGACUAAACCAUCCGAAAAUUCAAAGAAAUCUAUUUCUUUGGAUCCGAAUGAAAUUUUUGCUUAUUCGCAGCAAUCGAGAUUUCAUACAGAAACCCUUGAAACUUUGUCAAAAGAGGUGGAUUUGAAAGAUGUUAAUAUUACAAUUGGAAAUAAAGAAUUACUGGUAGAUUCGCGCCUGCAAUUAAAGACCGGAAUUCAUUACGGGUUGAUUGGUAGAAAUGGAGUUGGAAAAUCAACGCUUUUAAAAUGUAUCGGAGAUGGUAAUUUAAUCGGUUUCCCCAAAAAUAUUCGAGUUCUCUACAUUGAGCAAUUAGAAAGCAUCAACGAAAAAGAGAAUGUAAUAGAUAUCGUAAUUCGUGCUGAUAAAGAACGAACUCGUCUACUUAACGAAAAAGAAAUUCUUCAGUUUGCAGUCGAGAAACAAAAUGAGCAAAGUGUUAUUGAAAAUGCAGUCAAACGAGUACGAAUGGAAAGGCUGCAACGAAAAUUAGAAUUGGCCGAACAGAUUGCUAUUAAACGAAGUGGUAGACGAGGAAUUGAAGCACGAAAAGAGCUGUUAGAGGCUGAAGCGAAAAUAGAUGAGGCCAAAAAAGCAUUACUGUUAAAUCAAAAUGAUGAAGGGCUGAAUGAAGAUUAUAAUAAAAUUGCACAUGAGCUUUUGGCUGAAAUUUAUGAAAAACUUGAUCAGAUUGGUGCUGAUUCUGCAGAAGCAAGAGCUCAAGAAAUUUUAUCAGGUUUAGGCUUCUCACAUAAACAGCAAUAUUCUCCUUGGACUGCUUUAUCUUCACUUUCUGGUGGUUGGCGUAUGCGCGUAGCAUUAGCUCAAGCGUUAUUUUUGGAACCGGAUAUCUUAUUACUUGACGAACCAACUAAUCAUUUGGAUCUUCCAGCGAUUCUCUGGUUACAAUCAUACUUGAAUACGCUUGUCAACACAACGUUAGUUAUUAUUUCGCAUGAUCGUCACUUCUUAAAUAAGACCGUCACGGAAAUAAUUCGUUUCAAGGAUGCGAAGUUAACUUAUCAUGUCGGUAAUUACGAAGAAUUUGAAGAGAAUUUAAUGAAUGAACGGUUAAUGAAGGAGCGGAUGCUUCAAAGUCAAGAAAAACAAAAGAAACAUAUUGAAGAGAGUAUUCAGAAAGCGCAAAAGAAAGCUCGUGAAAGUGGAAAUGAUAAACAAUUGAGCGUGGUUGCAAGUCGAAAAAAGAAAUUAGAAAGGUUUGGUAUGAAUAGAAGCGAAGCCGGCUUUAGAUUCAAACUUUCACGAGAUCGAAUAGGAUAUUAUAAUUCAGUAAGAGGUGAAAUUACGGUUGAUCGUGCUGAAGCCUCAUUAAAUUGGUCGAUUCCAAGUCCAAUUCCUCUUCGACAAAAUACCUUUUUGGUACAAUUAGAAGAAGUUUCUUACGUAUACCCAAAAACGAAAACUCCGGUAAUUCAAAAUUUCACUCUACACAUCGAGCAAGAAAGCCGAAUUGCGUUCAUCGGAGCAAAUGGCGGCGGCAAAUCAACUCUAAUGGGUCUUUUAGCUGGUAAUCUAACACCAACACGUGGCACAAUCACGCGUAAUCCACGACUAAAACUUGGAUAUUUCGCACAACAUCAUGUUGACGCUCUCGAUCUAAAUAUUUCCGCUGUGCAACUAUUCAUUCAAAAAUACCCGGGGACUUCCGAAGCAACCACACGGGCACAUUUAGGCGGAUUCGGAGUUUCAGGAGACUUGGCUGUUCUUCCGAUUCGACAACUUUCUGGUGGACAAAAGAGUAGAGUCGCAUUUGCGAUACAAGUGUUCGAACGGCCACAUUUACUGUUGUUGGACGAAAUCACUAAUCAUUUGGAUAUGCAUACUAUUGAAGCGGUGGUUGGCGCAUUACACAAGUUUGAAGGUGCUGUGGUGGUGGUUAGUCAUGAUCGAUGGUUUGUUGAGAAUGUGGCGGAUAGAGUGUUUAUAGUAGGAAAAGGACGUGUAAAAGAAUGUGAAGGUGGUGUUGAAGAAUAUACAAAAAUUGUUGCUAAAGAGAUCGGUGUUGAUAUUGACGAUUUUUAA